AUGUUGACAGUUCUAUCACCCCGGAUCGUGCUGCCGUGUGCCAUUUUGCUGGCAUGGUGUACCGCCAGUGCGCGUGCCACCGAUCAACCGCAGCCCGUGAAAACCUCGCUGGAUAAGGCCCGCCCGCAACACCAGUGGUCCGUACGGGACGCGCUCGAGCUAGCGCAGGAACGCGAACAGGUACUGGCGGCUCAGCAAUCAAUCGCCUCCUGGCGGCAAAGUUUGCAUCAGCACGCCCGAACAAGGGGUGAGGUGCUGGAGGAGGAACCGAGUCGCGAGGAGGUGGAUCUGCAGCAUCCUCAGCGGCGGCGUAAGAAGCGUGCCGACCGGAACGAUCUGUACGCGAAGGAACUGUCGAAGGAGGGCGCUAAGAACGAAACGGUCCCGAUCGAUUUGGACCCGGACGAUGGUGACGAUACGGAUGCAUCCGUCGUGUGUUACGGACCGCUCGGAUGCUUUCACGAGACGGAUCAUCUGCCGGAGAUGCUGCCUUCCUCACCGGCGGAAGUGAACACACGGUUCCUGGUGUACACCACCACGCAUCGGAGUGAGAAACCACUGAUAGAAUUUUCGUACGAGGAGCUAGUGGUAGCCGGUUUCGGGGCGGCGUACUGGGCAAACGGUACGAACGAUACCGUAUCGAUUCCGGUAUCGACCGGGAUGUCUUCCUCGCUGCUGAAAACAUUCGGAGAUCUCAGCAACCGUACCGUGCGCGUUAUUGUGCACGGUUUUGGCGCUAACUGCGGUCUGGUCUGGAUAUACGAGAUGCGCACCGCCCUCAUGGCUGUGGAAAACUGUACGGUAAUCUGCGUGGACUGGGAGAAUGGUGCGAAGCUACCGAAUUACGUGCGUGCCGCAGCCAACACACGCCUGGUCGGUCGGCAAUUAGCGCUGCUGUUGCGCUUACUGCGCACGCACAACGAUUUGCGACUGUCGCGCGUGCACCUGAUCGGUUUCAGCCUUGGCUCACACGUCGCUGGCUUUGCCGGGGCAGAGUUUGCAAGUUCUGGUACACCACCGCCAGUUGAACCACCCCCAGACGGUGCGAACGAUCUGCUGGUGCGUAGUGCGAUCGACGACACGGGCACGGAGUCGACGACCGCCCAACAGCCGACGGAGCGACCGGCCAAUACGGCCGGUUUGUGGCGUAUAACGGGCCUGGAUCCGGCCGGACCACUGUUCGAAGCACAGCCGCCCGAGGUGCGACUGGACGCUGGAGAUGCACGGUACGUCGAUGUGAUCCACUCGAACGGAGAAAACCUCAUUCUCGGCGGGCUCGGUUCCUGGCAGCCAAUGGGUACGGUCGACUACUACCCAAACGGGGGCCGGGUCCAGCACGGCUGCACCAAUCUGUUCGUUGGCGCCGUCACAGACAUCAUCUGGGCACCACCGACCACGGUUGAAGGUCGUUCGCUAUGCAAUCAUCGGCGGGCGUACAAGUUCUUCAUCGACUCCGUUGCACCACGCUGCCACUUUCCGGCAUUCCCGUGCGAAAGCUACGAUCAGUUUGCGGCGGGUGAAUGUUUCGAUUGCGGCGCCAAUGGGACAAGUUCCGCCUGCGGCCAUAUGGGCUAUUAUGCGACGAGCCGGGACGUCGGUGGAUACGGCCAGCUGUACCUGCGCACACGGGACGAGGAACCGUACUGUGCGAACCAGUUCCGUUUGCGGUUGCGUAAUGCACCGGACGAGCUACCGUUGCGCACGGUGGGACGCUUCGAGCUAACGCUCGAGGGCGGCGACACGGGCAACGGGAUCGAGGACGGUCCGAGCGGUGGUGCACCGUUGCUCACCUUCAACGAAACAUUCCAUUUGGAUGAGGCCCGCGAGGACCGUGAAUUCCAUGCAGGUCAGUGGCUGACUACGAUUCUCGUACCCCAUCCGGCACUCGGCCAUCGACCACGUGCGCUCACCAUCACCUACCGUCCGUACCGUGGCGGCUGGUGGCAACGUUCGAGCGUCGGUAAACAGUUGUGGCGCAUCGGUCCCAUUCUGCUGACGGCGGACGAUCAGCGUACUUACGGUUCCUGCGCCACUCUCACACUGCAAGCAGAUGUCCCGGUGCGCAUUGAGCUGCAGCCAAUACUGCUGCACGCAAACGACGAACCUGGCGACGAGGAUGGAACGGAAUGUCGGGCUGCGGAAGAGCUAUAUCAACCUCCCGGUACGGUGCAACCGUCGCCACCGAAGAGCUCGAUCGAUGAGCUGCUGGUCAGUGCGAAACAUCCCCCCGGCCAUGAUCACUUUUCCUGGACGCCGGUUGCGAUCAGCAUCCCGCGUCACUCAUCCCAACCUUUGCACGUGAAUGAAAAGCGUUCCUUCGCUGAUACGGUCCCGGUGGGCGAACCAGCCAUGGCAGAACCACCUCAUCUACCACCCACUGCCCAAACCGUGCAAUUGUUUCCGUCGCGGCUUGUAUCUUUCUUCGAACGGGCAGAACGGUACGCACGGCGCACGUGGGACGCACUGUUUAGUGGGAAUGUGACGGAUACUACCGGAUCGAAGAUGGCACCGGGACCAGAUGGAGAUGAGACAACGAUCACGACGGUUGUCGAUCUGUUACUGGCACCUGCUGGAGGGAACGUAUCGCCAGCUGGCCCUACUUCCACGUCCACCACCAACAGCAACAAUCCAACCACCACACCGUCCUCUUCCCCAAGUACAUCCGCCCCAACCGAGCCCAGCACGACGGAGAUACGGAUCGCACUACCAACCUUCCGGCCGCUGACGAGACAGGCGGACAGUUCUGUCGGUAGUGGGCGGCAACACUACACUCGCUUCAUCCCGCUCGUGUACGAGGAAAGCAAACCGGCUGAAGGGGUCAGCCCGGCGGUUGGCGUCCGUAAGGUAGCCGCCCGUACCAGGUAG
This is a messenger RNA of Anopheles marshallii, 2865 nucleotides long. RefSeq lists its product as uncharacterized. Gene Ontology annotation, biological process: lipid metabolic process. The coding region runs from base 1 to 2865 and encodes 954 amino acids. NCBI's taxonomy places the organism in Eukaryota, Metazoa, Arthropoda, Insecta, Diptera, Culicidae. Gene Ontology annotation, molecular function: lipase activity. The record is from RefSeq and is a predicted model, not a curated record. The transcript is spliced from 4 exons.